Messenger RNA from Mus caroli (Ryukyu mouse), 1447 nucleotides. It is a transcript of the gene Hmg20b, whose product is annotated as high mobility group 20B. The record is from RefSeq and is a predicted model, not a curated record. Gene Ontology annotation, cellular component: nucleus. Gene Ontology annotation, biological process: regulation of gene expression. Lineage: Eukaryota; Metazoa; Chordata; Mammalia; Rodentia; Muridae.
GGGCGCUUGGUUGGAGCGUCGCCGCGUCCCAGGUCCCGGGAAAGUUUUUUCAGAGAUCCUGCCCGGAGUGGCCAUGUCCCACGGUCCCCGGCAGCCAGGCGCAGCCACCGCAUCUGCGGGAGGCAAGACUCCGGGCCAGCACGGGGCCUCCUUUGUAGUGGCUGUCAAGCAGGAGCGCAGCGAGGGUCCCCGAGCUGGAGAGAAGGGGCCCCAGGAGGAGGAGCCAGUGAAGAAGCGAGGCUGGCCUAAAGGCAAGAAAAGAAAGAAGAUUCUCCCAAAUGGGCCCAAAGCCCCCGUCACUGGUUAUGUUCGCUUCCUGAACGAGAGGCGGGAGCAGAUUCGCACCCGCCACCCGGACCUUCCAUUCCCGGAGAUCACAAAGAUGUUGGGUGCCGAGUGGAGCAAGCUGCAGCCGGCAGAGAAGCAGCGGUACCUGGAUGAGGCAGAGAAGGAGAAACAGCAGUACUUGAAGGAGCUGUGGGCAUACCAGCAGUCAGAGGCCUACAAGGUCUGCACGGAGAAGAUUCAAGAAAACAAAAUUAAAAAAGAGGACUCCAGUUCUGGGCUCAUGAACACCCUCCUGAAUGGGCACAAGGGCGUGGACUGCGAUGGCUUUUCCACCUUUGAUGUGCCCAUCUUCACUGAAGAGUUUUUGGACCAAAACAAAGCACGCGAGGCAGAGCUGCGGCGCCUGAGGAAGAUGAACGUGGCCUUCGAGGAGCAGAAUGCGGUGCUGCAGCGCCACACGCAGAGCAUGAGCAGCGCGCGUGAGCGUCUGGAGCAGGAGUUGGCGCUGGAGGAGCGGCGCACACUGGCAUUGCAGCAGCAACUGCAGGCCGUGAGGCAGGCGCUCACCGCUAGCUUCGCCUCCCUGCCUGUGCCCGGCACCGGGGAGACACCGACCCUCGGGACGCUGGACUUUUACAUGGCGCGGCUUCACGGAGCCAUCGAGCGCGACCCCGCGCAGCACGAGAGACUGAUCGCGCGCGUCAAGGAGAUCCUGGCGCGGGUAGCCAGCGAGCACCUGUGACAGACCUCUUGGACCAGGAGAUGCCCCUCCCCACCCGCCCAGAAAGAAGCUGCACCUUGGGGUCUCCAGGCCCCCCUCAAAUGAAUUCUCAACCGCAUCCCUUUAGCUUCGAACCCCAUCCCAGGUUGCAGAGACCGGGAGACCUGCCUGCCUCACAGGGAGGGUCACACUACAGUGGGUCAGGAACAGAGGAGCCAAGGCCGCCGGACUCGGAUACCCCACCCCCACCCCUGGUGCUGAGCAGGAGGACCCCAGGUCGCUCACCAUAUAGCCAGGGGACCUGCUGUGCAGGCGCUGGCUAACCUGGCAGAGCCAGGGUAGGGGUGGGGCAUCCAACAGCCCCUCCCCCAGCGCCUUUCAUCACUCAAUCCGGACUUUUAAAUAAGUGUUGAAUAAAAACAAAUGGUUUUCACUCAA